This is a messenger RNA of Monosiga brevicollis MX1, 1834 nucleotides long. RefSeq lists its product as uncharacterized. Lineage: Eukaryota; Choanoflagellata; Craspedida; Salpingoecidae. Gene Ontology annotation, cellular component: endoplasmic reticulum membrane; plasma membrane. Gene Ontology annotation, biological process: endoplasmic reticulum membrane organization. Gene Ontology annotation, molecular function: FFAT motif binding. The record is from RefSeq and is a predicted model, not a curated record. The coding region runs from base 1 to 1479 and encodes 492 amino acids. The transcript has 9 exons.
AUGACUGUGGAACCAAGCAGAUUAAAACAAGAGGCCAUCAAUACGAGACCGCCAGCAACGAAGGCCACACCACCCAAAGCACCUGCCCAGCCCCAGCACAAGGAGGAGAGAGGCGGAAAGAGACGGCGGCGGCGGAGGGAGCAGCGGCGGCGGGAGGGAGCGGAGGGAGCGCCCGAGAGCUCUCUGACUCUGGCUUUCUUUCAUCCCUCUCUCUCUCAAACUCUCUCAAACUCUCUCUCUCUCAAACUCUCUCUCUUAAACUCUCUCUCUCUCAAACUCUCUCUCUCUCAAACUCUCUCUCUUAAACUCUCUCUCUUAAAUUCUCUCUCUCUCAAACUCUCUCUCUCUCAAACUCUCUCUCUCUCUCUCAAACUCUCUCUCUCUCUUUUGUCUCUCUCUCUCUCUUCUUUUUCUCUUUUGUCUGUCUCUUCUCCUCUUUCUCUCUCUUUCUCCUCUUUCUCCCUCUUCUCUCUCUUCUCUUUCUCUUCCGACACUACAGCGCGAAACGAUUUUCCAGCAGCAGCAGCAGGAGUCUUUUGGGAUCAAAGCAGGCAGCAACGUACCGCAGGAGCACAGAGGUGCACUGAAGCAGGACGUGGCCAUUGCCAGAGGCGUGGUCGUUCCACCAAAUCUUUCAACAGCCGCCACACAACUACAAACUCCAGCGCCGGCUCAUCCUUGAUCAUGGAGCUCAACCGCACUAGCGCCACGCAGGAGCCCCCCUGCAUCGAGGUCUCGCCUCGCGAAACGCUGCACUUUGAGGGCAACCCCAGCGCGCGUGAAAAGACCAUCCGAUCCACCUUGACCCUCACCAACAAGACCGAUCGCAACGUGGCGUUUAAGAUCAAAACCACCCGUCCCAAUGCUUACUGUGUGCGCCCCAACUCGGGCUCCUUACCGCCUCGCGAGAGCAAGGAGAUUGAAAUCAUCAUGCAGCAGUUUACAAAUCUUCGUAGUGACCAUGGCAAGCACAAGUUUCAGAUCCAAGCCCUGCCUCUCACAUCGGCGCUGCAAGAAGGCGAACUGGCCGACAAGUUGAAGACAGACGACUUCAAGUCUCAUGCGCACGAAAUUCGCAUGCGCUGUACCUGGCACAACAUUCUCCUCGAGGACGGUCUUUUCUCAGCUGGCAACGUUGAUUCGGCCAAGUCUGCCGCCGUCGCCGAGGCCCCCAAACCCAGCUCUUCCUUGAAAAACACGGCAGCCCCAAAGCCUGCGCCAGCCGUCGUACCCGCAGAAAAGGCAGCUACUCCAGUCGAGGACAAGAACCAGGCCGUAUCCAAGGAGACAACCCCGGCAUCACCCAAAGCAGCGGCGGCUCCCGUCAGGAGUGAGAGCAGCACCUCAAAGCCCAGUGUCGCACAGCUGCGCCCCACAAACAUUGAUGAUGUCGCCGGCACGAAAUCAGCACCGCUCAACGUGCUGCUCGUUCUGGUGGCAUUUUUGAUUGGCGUGGCCUUUGGCAAGUUGUACUUGUAAGCUCUCAAGGUGCGCCUUCACCACCCCGAAUACGUCCGACGACCAGGACCAUCCAGAUGCCCUGCUGUGCUGACGGUGGCCCCUUGGACCCUCCUUUCACCUGAUCCUCCUUGGUUCUUGCUCGCAAGAUUGUGGGGAAUAAAAAGCAAAGUCAUGUUGCACGCUGCUUGCUCUGACUUGACUGUCAAGGAGGUUCUUUUUUUUAGUUGUCUGCACAUUUGAUUCUGUUGAGGCUGUUUCGUGCCGUUAUCCUUGUGCCGUGUUUGCCAGUCACUGUCUUCUUAACCCCCACCCCACCACUGCUUCUUCUGCCGUUUCCCUGGCCGAGUGACCUUCAAUUGCAAAACCCUUUUUG